AUGGGUAAACCUCGUGGUCUUCGUACAGCGCGUAAACUCAAAGAUCAUCGCCGUGAACAACGAUGGCAUGAUAAAGACUACAAGAAAUCUCACUUGGGUACACGAUGGAAAAGCAAUCCAUUCGCUGGUGCUUCACAUGCCAAAGGCAUUGUUCUCGAAAAAGUCGGUGUCGAAGCCAAACAGCCCAACUCCGCUAUUCGUAAGUGUGUUCGAGUUCAAUUGAUCAAAAACGGCAAGAAGAUCACCGCUUUCGUCCCACGUGAUGGUUGUCUCAAUUAUAUCGAAGAAAACGAUGAAGUUCUAAUUGCUGGUUUUGGUCGUAAAGGUCACGCCGUCGGUGAUAUUCCGGGUGUCCGUUUCAAAGUUGUUAAAGAAAACGAUGAAGUUCUAAUUGCUGGUUUCGGUCGUAAAGGUCACGCCGUCGGUGAUAUUCCGGGUGUCCGUUUCAAAGUUGUUAAAGUUGCUAAUGUCUCAUUAUGGGCAUUGUACCGAGAAAAGAAAGAACGACCACGUUCAUAA
Molecule: messenger RNA, 519 nt
Organism: Adineta ricciae
Lineage: Eukaryota; Metazoa; Rotifera; Eurotatoria; Adinetida; Adinetidae
Source: the annotation of a GenBank genome assembly